UCCUGUGACGUAUCGGAAGUAGGAAGUCUACUUCUGAGCAUCUGGAAGAUAUUUAACUAGGAAUUGUAGAGCGCUAUGGACGUAUUGAGGCCAGCACUUAUUAACAUCAAUGGGAGGAUUUAUCGAAAAAAUGCCGUUAAAGAGGAACAUUAUGAAGAUGAAGAGGAGGAAGCUUUCUCAUACUCUGGACCAGUCAGUGACCAGUGCAUGGAUGAAACUUGUGACACGGACAACAUUGAGCAGACAGAAAAGGGUUUCCGCUGUGCCAUAGACGUCCCGAGUGUUCUUUACAAGUACAUCAUCGGAAAGAAAGGCGAGACACGGAGACGACUGGAAGCAGAGACUAAAACUACAGUCACUAUUCCCAAACCCGGAGUAGAGGGACCAAUAGUGAUCACAGGCUCUCAUAAGGCAGCCGUGGCAUCAGCCGUAACACGCGUCGAGGUUUUGAUCGAGAGCUUCCGCAGGAAACAGCCGUUCAGUCACUUCAUAUCAUUCGCUCUGAACCACCCACAGAUACAGGAAGGGUUUAAACGCUUUAAAGAGGCUGUGUUGGAACACUGCUCUAAGGAUAUGGGAGUAGAUGCGAGUAUCUUUCAAAAUCAUCUAAAGCUGCACCUCACCAUAGGAACCCUUGCCCUCCUAAAUGAACAGGAAGUGAUGCGAGCAUCAGAGAUUCUCACACAGUGUCAGGAUUUCAUAAGAGACAUAACAGAGGGAAAGCCUUUAGAUCUGGAGGUAAAAGGAAUCGAGUACAUGAACGAUGAUCCCUCACUGGUGGACGUCCUGUAUGCUAAAGUCCGUCUUCAGGAUGGCUCUGACAAACUGCAGCAGAUAGCAGACAGGCUGGUGGAGUGUUUUAUAGCAGCGGGACUGAUGGUGAAAGAGUGGGACAGAGUAAAACUUCACGCCACUCUCAUGAAUACACUGUUCAGGAAUGAUCCCUCAGUGGAGGAUAAAGGAGGUGCAGGAAGGCCCGGUAUGAAAGAUCGAGAAGCUUUUGAUGCCAGGAACAUUUUGGAGAGAUUUAAGGAGUUUAAUUUCGGUAAAUGUCAGUUGGACUCGGUGCAGCUCUCUCAGAGAUUCUCCUCUGACUGUACAGGAUACUAUUCAUCUUCUGGGAGAGUCACCUUCAUCUGAUCUGUCUGUUCUGUAUACCCAAACACACACACACACACACACACACACACACACACACACACACACACACACACAUACACACACUUAUUGAAACAAAUAGACUGACAGUGAGUAUUAUUUAUUAUGAAGUGUAUAUAUCCCACCAUUGUGGGUAAUUUUACACAAUCAAAAAUAAUUACACAUUGAAGCCUUAAAGGUUUUCUUUAUGGAGAAAUUCUUAAAGGUUCCCUUUUAGGUUGGACGAACCCUUGAACCCUUUUAGGUAAGAAUGUUUCUAUCCAAAGCACCCUGAAAAUGUAUAUUUUCUAGGAGAGUAAACUGAAUGUGCUGUUCCUGAUAUCAGUUGUGCAUAAUAUAUAUAAAUAAAUAUAAAUAAUUACAUUAAAAUUCAUUUAUGUAUCA
Messenger RNA from Tachysurus vachellii, 1542 nucleotides. RefSeq names its product activating signal cointegrator 1 complex subunit 1 (gene ascc1). Gene Ontology annotation, biological process: regulation of DNA-templated transcription; DNA alkylation repair. The transcript is spliced from 10 exons. Gene Ontology annotation, molecular function: RNA binding. The record is from RefSeq and is a predicted model, not a curated record. The coding region runs from base 76 to 1140 and encodes 354 amino acids. Gene Ontology annotation, cellular component: nucleus. NCBI's taxonomy places the organism in Eukaryota, Metazoa, Chordata, Actinopteri, Siluriformes, Bagridae.